Knipowitschia caucasica is the source of this 2769-nucleotide messenger RNA. NCBI's taxonomy places the organism in Eukaryota, Metazoa, Chordata, Actinopteri, Gobiiformes, Gobiidae. The record is from the annotation of a GenBank genome assembly.
AUGGUGUCGUUUACGUAUUAUGCGGGCUGGGCCGACAAGUGGGAGGGGAAGACCAUCCCCAUUGACGGAGACUACUUCUGCUACACCCGCCAUGAGCCUGUGGGCGUGUGCGGACAGAUCAUCCCGUGGAACUUCCCGCUCCUGAUGCAGGCCUGGAAGCUGGGCCCGGCUCUGGCCACGGGGAACACGGUGGUGAUGAAGGUUGCCGAACAAACGCCACUGACCGCUCUGUUCGUGGCCAGUCUCAUCAAAGAGGUGGGCUUUCCUGAAGGAGUGGUGAACAUCCUGCCGGGAAUGGGCCCCUCCGCCGGAGCCGCCAUCGCCAGACACAUGGACGUGGACAAGGUGGCCUUCACUGGAUCCACAGAGGUGGGUAAACUGAUCCAGCAGGCGUCUGGCAGCAGUAACCUGAAGAAAGUGACUCUGGAGCUGGGAGGGAAGAGCCCCAACAUCAUCAUGUCAGACGCCAACAUGGCGGAGGCCGUGGAGCAGGCCCACUUCGCCCUCUUCUUUAACCAGGGCCAGUGCUGCUGCGCCGGCUCCAGGACCUACGUCCAGAAAGACAUUUACCAGGAGUUUGCGGAGCGCAGCGCAGAGAGAGCAAAGAGACGUGUGGUGGGGGACCCAUUUGACGUGCGCACCGAGCAGGGGCCCCAGGUCUGUGGCUUCUCUCAAGUCGACCCUCUCUCCCCUCUUCUACCCUCUCUCCUCUCUCCCCUCUUCUACCCUCUCUCCUCUCUCUCCUCUUCUACCCUCUCUCCUCCCUCCCCUCUUCUACCCUCUCUCCUCUCGUCUCUAUCCUCUCUUCCCUCUCUUCGACCCUCUCUCUUCCCUCUCCCCCCCUUCUACCCUCUCUCCUCUCCUCUCUCUCCUCCCUGCCCUCUUCUACCCUCUCUCCUCUCUCCCCUCUUCUCCCCUCUCUCCUCUCUCCCCUCUUCUACCCUCUCUCCUCCCUCUCCUCUUCUACCCUCUCUCCUCUCCUCUCCUCUCUCUCCUACCUCCCCUCUUCUACCCUCUCUCCUCCCUCCCCUCUUCUCCUCUCUACUCUCCUCUCUCUCCUCCCUCCCCUCUUCUACCCUCUCUCCUCCCUCCCCUCUUCUACCCUCGCUCCUCCCUCCCCCUCUUCUCCUCUCCUCUCUCUCCUCACUCCCUCUCUUCUACCCUCUCUCCUCUCCUCUCUCUCCUCCCUCCCCUCUUCUACCCUCUCUCCCCUCUUCUACCCUCUCUCACCUCUUCUACCCUCUCUCACCUCUUCUACCCUCUCACCUCUCUCCCCUCUUCUACCCUCUCCCCUUCCUCCCCUCUUCUACCCUCUCUCCUCCCUCCCCUCUUCUACCCUCUCUCCUCCCUCCCCUCUUCUACCCUCUCUCCUCCCUCCCCUCUUCUACCCUCUCUUCCCUCUCUUCGACCCUCUCUCUUCCCUCUCCCCCUUCUCCUCCAUCUCCUAUUCUGCCCUCUCUUCGUACUGUCGCUCCUCUCGCCCCUUUCUCCUUCCUCCCCUCUCUCCCCUCUUCUACUCUCUCCCCUCUUCUCCCCUCUCUCCCCUCUUCUACCCUCUCUCCUCCCUCCCCUCUUCUACCCUCUCCUCCCUCCCCUCUUCUACCCUCUCCUCUCUCUCCUCUUCUACCCUCUCUCUCCUCUUCUACCCUCUCCUCCCUCCCCUCUUCUACCCUCUCUCCUCUCUCUCCUCUUCUACCCUCUCCCCUUCCUCCCCUGUUCUACCCUGUCUCCUCCCUCCCCUCUUCUACCCUGUCUCCUCUCUUCCCUCUUCUACCCUCUCUCCUCCCUCCCCUCUUCUACCCUCUCUCCUCCCUCCCCUCUUCUACCCUCUCUUCCCUCUCUUCGACCCUCUCUCUUCCCUCUCCCCCUUCUCCUCCAUCCCCUAUUCUGCCCUCUCUUCGUACUGUCGCUCCUCUCGCCCCUUUCUCCUUCCUCCCCUCUCUCCCCUCUUCUACUCUCUCUCCCCUCUUCUCCCCUCUCUCCCCUCUUCUACCCUCUCUCCUCCCUCCCCUCUUCUACUCUCUCUCCUCUCUACCCUCUCUCUUCCCUCUCUUCUAUUCACUCGCCCCUCUCUCCUCCCUCCCCUCUUCUAUCUUCUCCUCUCGUCCUCCCUCUCACCCCCAUUUCUCCUUUCUCCCCUCCCCUCUCUUCUACUCUCUCCUCUCGCUCCUCUUCUCCCCUCGCCCCUCUUCUCCCCUCGCCCCUCUUCUCCCCUCGCCCCUCUUCUCCCCUCGCCCCUUUUCUACCCUCUCUCCCCUUUCUCCUCCCCUUCCCUCCCCCUCCCUAGACCAAACCUUGAUGUCUCUGCAGUUCCAUGACUGGAGGAAGAAUAAAAAGUUCAGUGGGAAGAAGGAGGGGGCGCGGCUGCUCUGUGGGGGGGGCGUGGCAGCAGACCGGGGGUACUUCAUCCAACCCACAGUGUUCGGAGACGUGCAGGACGGGAUGACCAUCGCCCGAGAGGAGAUCUUCGGUCCCGUGAUGCAGAUCCUGAAGUUCGACACUCUGGAGGAGGUGAUAGAGCGAGCGAACGACUCUCAGUACGGACUGGCAGCUGCUGUUUUCACCAAAGACCUGGAUAAGGCCAACUACGUGUCCAGCGGGCUGCGGGCGGGGACCGUGUGGAUAAACUGCUAUGACGUGUUCGGGGCCCAGGCUCCGUUCGGAGGAUACAAAGCGUCAGGAAACGGACGUGAGCUCGGAGAGUACGGUCUGGAGGGCUACACCGAGGUCAAGACGGUGACCAUGAAAGUGCGGCAGAAGAACUCUUAA